Messenger RNA from Trichoplusia ni (cabbage looper), 2238 nucleotides. RefSeq names its product acidic leucine-rich nuclear phosphoprotein 32 family member B-like (gene Bacc). The coding region runs from base 99 to 452 and encodes 117 amino acids. The record is from RefSeq and is a predicted model, not a curated record. The transcript is spliced from 3 exons. Lineage: Eukaryota; Metazoa; Arthropoda; Insecta; Lepidoptera; Noctuidae.
CCGCUCGCUCACUCGCUCAGUCAGUCGCGCGUCGGAUCCGGGCAGCCGUACAACUUAACUUACUAAUUCUAGUAAUUAACACCAAAAUCAGAACAAUCAUGAGCACCAAUGAAAAUAACAGUGAAGUGGCCGUCGACAAGGUCGGCGAUGAGAAGAAAGGAGACGCGAAAAGUGACCUAAAAGGAGCCAAAAGGGCAGCAGAGGAAAAAACAACAGACGCGAAAAAGGCGCGAAAGGAGGAAAAUGGUGGUGGUGGUGAUGAUGAGCCACACAGUGAAGAGGAAGACUUAGAAGGAGAAGGCGAGGGCGAAGAGGAUGACGACGAAGAAGUGGAGGGAGAGGAAGACGACGAAGAGAUAGGCGAGGGAGAGGACGACGAUCUCGAUGGCGACGUUACAGACGAGGAAGUAGAGGAGGAGCUGCUCGGGGAAGAGGAGGAGGAGGAUGCGUAAUACGCCACGUGCCUCUAUAUGGACAAUGUCACAGUGAUGUGUUAGUGCUCGUGACGCCUCGGACUGGCGCGGCCUCGCCUCGCCUCAACUGUCCACACUCAGCGACAGCCCCAACUACAGGACACUAACAACAGUUGGGAACACGCGGGGCCGACAACGCUCCCACCUAAAACGGGUGCAGUUCUAUUUAAAUGACAAAUGUAAUUAAUUAAGUCAAAUUCAAUGCAGAUUUUCAAUUUUUUUUACAUUGUUUAAGUUCGGUACUGAAAGCUGUAUCUUAAUUUUUCGGCUCGUUAAUGAGCGUAUAAUGAAGACUUAGUAGAAUGCUGUUGAAUUUUGUCAUGAAAUGUACAAAUGUGUUUUUGGGAAGUAAACUUUAUUCUAAGUGAAAUCCACUCUGUAUGGUCUACCUGUGAGCCCGUUGAAUGGUGAAGUUGUGAUAUUUUUCUAUGCAGUAAGAACCUAUCCGUUAAUAAACUAUAGAAGUAAGCCAGGUUUGGCGUUUAGUAAUUAAGCUAUAAGUCACAAAGCUCAAUUCUUCAUUUUCUUGUUGUCGAUGAGAGUUUGUGUGUACAUAUUUAGCGUAAGUGAAGCCUGUGAUUAUUAUAAUCAGUAAUGUAACUUAGUGUGAACGUUGCAUUCAGGUUAAUCGUAUUCUUUUAUACAGUACAUCCACGAUCGCGUUUCGAUUACACAAUCGCUCCCUCGUUCGACUCGAUCGCAUUUUGGAUCGAGUGAUAAAGUAUGAUAACGAAAUAAAACUUAAAAUUUAGUCAUUUAGCGAUACAACCAGUAUAUGUCGGCUACGUCCAGGGCUGCCGAGUCAGAACGAGGAAGCGCCACCUUAGACCGGCGCCUGACGCCGGCUUACACGCGGUUGUAUUUCAUACGUCAGUUUACUAGAAAAACAUCACAAUUUUGCCAUUAUCUUGCGCCGGCCGCCCGCCCGCUCUCUGUACGACCGAUAAAGAGAGCGCGACGGUCGCGGCGCGGUGCGAUAGCAAAUAACAAAAAUAUAUCAAACCGGCCUGUAAUUUUUGUCCAUAACUGUUAAUUAGGAUAAAACCUUCAGCUCGGUACUCCAGUGUCUCACGGUGUGGAAUAAGAGAUUCCUAGGUUAAAGUGAUUUAGUAUGUAGGAUGUACGUCAUUUUUUAUGAAAGGACGCCGGCAGCGGGGCGGGGGGCGCGUGGUCCCGCGCGUGGCCUCGUUCGAUUUGCCGGCGGCGGGCGCGCCCCGCACCACGCCGCGGCGACGCUCUCUCGCGUGGAAAAUCACCAGUUGUGCGCUUUACAUCGCUGCUCGGGCUCGACACCGGCCCGCGCGCGAUGUACGUUGCCCGCCUAGAUGCCGAUCGUCACAUGAUCGUUUUAAUACUUCUUGUUGAAUCCGUUUUCACUCCGUUCAGUCGUUCGCGGGGCGUCGGUGUGCCGACACUUAGAUGCGAUGACUUAUUUUCACGCAGCCGACCUCCGGCGGGGACUGCGAGAUGUUUUGAGAAGCAUUUAGCUAAUUGUUCCGUUGGCGAUCGAAUACCAAAGGGAGCAAAGAUGUUUUCAUUAGAGAAAAUUGACAUGGAAAUCAAUAAAAUUAUCUUAUGAGUAAAUCUUAUUGUCCCGCCUUUUCAUUUUUUUUAUAGUAAGAAUGAGCUGUCGCAUAUUUGUACUAUGUACGACUUAUGUGAAUACCUUAGUACGAUUUAUUUAUUUGUGAUGUUGAACACUAUUGAUUUUCUACAAUGGACGAAAUGUAAAUACAACCGAUUUUAAGUAAAAAGUUAUUUUGUU